This is a messenger RNA of Phycomyces blakesleeanus NRRL 1555(-), 330 nucleotides long. RefSeq lists its product as hypothetical. The record is from RefSeq and is a predicted model, not a curated record. Gene Ontology annotation, molecular function: protein binding. The transcript has a single exon. Lineage: Eukaryota; Fungi; Mucoromycota; Mucoromycetes; Mucorales; Phycomycetaceae. The annotation marks the transcript as partial.
AUGCGUCAAUUGGACAGACUGGUGGCACGAGAUUCGGCUGGCAGGACAACUCUUCAUUGUGCAUGCGCAGCAGGAGACUAUGACGAAGUUGCCUCGCUCGUUCGCCAGGGUGCAAACACAAAUGCAAAAGACAACGCUGGCUGGACCCCACUCCACGAGGCUGCCCGCAGUGGCCACCUCAACAUCGUCAAACUCUUGCUUGACCACGGUGGAGACAUCAACACCCUCGGCCACCUGUCCAACACCCCUCUGCACUACGCCAGCAUCCACUCCCACCCCAAUGUAGUCAGCCAUCUAAUCGAAGCCGGAGCUGACAUCGAUCUCACCAAU